This is a messenger RNA of Anopheles nili, 294 nucleotides long. Its product is annotated as perlucin-like. NCBI's taxonomy places the organism in Eukaryota, Metazoa, Arthropoda, Insecta, Diptera, Culicidae. The transcript has a single exon. The coding region runs from base 1 to 294 and encodes 97 amino acids. Gene Ontology annotation, molecular function: signaling receptor activity. The record is from RefSeq and is a predicted model, not a curated record.
AUGAUCCAAUCGAAAGACGAAAACGACGAGGUUAAGAAGGCAAUCAAAACAGCUGGAGUAAUCGGUACUUACUGGAUCGGUGGUACGGACAAUGGCAUAGAAGGCUCGUGGAUAUGGAUCUCGAGAAACAAACCAGUGGGAAGCCUCGACGGGUAUACCAACUUCAACAGCGGUGAACCGAACAACUUGGGAACAUCUGGUGAAAACUGCCUCACGAUAAAUUACAAUUUCCAGUGGAAUGAUCUUCCAUGUGAUAAUACCAUACCGUACGUUUGUGAAUAUGAUAUAUUGUAG